AAGCCAAAGGUGUGACUGUAACCAACACUUCUACACUUGGAUUCCGGGUCUGGGAUGUGGCGGAUUAUGUGAUUCCAGCUCAGGAGGAGAACUCCCUCUUCAUCAUGACCAACAUGAUCACCACCAUCAACCAGACCCAGGGCCUCUGUCCUGAGCUUCCAGAUAAGACCACUGUGUGUAAAUCAGAUGCCAACUGUGCCGCUGGCUCUUCAGGUGUCCACAGCAACGGAAUUGCAACAGGAAGAUGUGUGCUGUUCAAUGGGACCGUGAAGACGUGCGAGGUGGCGGCCUGGUGCCCGGUGGAAGAUGACACACACGUGCCUGAUCCUGCUUUUCUAAAGGCUGCAGAAAACUUCACUCUCUUGGUCAAGAACAACAUCUGGUAUCCCAAAUUUAACUUUAGCAAGAGGAAUAUUCUUCCCAACACCACCACUGCCUACCUCAAGUCGUGCAUUUAUGACGCCGUAACAGAUCCCUUCUGCCCCAUAUUCCGUCUUGGCAAAAUAGUGCAGGAUGCGGGACACAGCUUCCAGGACAUGGCCGUCGAGGGAGGCAUCAUGGGCAUCCAGAUCAACUGGGACUGCAACCUGGACAGAACCGCGGCCCUCUGCCUGCCCAGGUACUCCUUCCGCCGCCUGGACACCCGGGACGUGGACCACAAUGUGUCCCCCGGCUACAACUUCAGGUUCCAGGCAGAUGUGAAUCUUGGGUUUGCCAAGUACUACAGUGACCCGACUGGCACUGAGCACCGCACGCUCAUCAAGGCCUACGGCAUCCGCUUCGACAUCAUAGUGUUCGGAAAGGCUGGGAAAUUUGACAUCAUCCCCACCAUGAUCAACAUCGGCUCUGGUUUGGCGCUCUUAGGGGUGGCGACAGUGCUGUGUGACGUCAUAGUCCUCUACUGCAUGAAGAAAAGAUUCUACUACCGGGAGAAGAAAUACAAGUAUGUGGAGGAUUACGAACAGGGGCUUGGCGGUGAGAUGGACCAGUGACGCCUCUUCCACACUUGGGCUCCCCACGGCCCUCAUCAGAGCACAGUGAGGAGGGAGAAAAGGCUGCUGUUGUCACCACAGAGAAAGUUCCAGAUUCUGAGUCUGCCUCCACUGCACAAGAACUUCACAGUCGCCCAGCUGCUCCCGUGUUUUGUGUGUAGGGCAUGCGUAGUAGACCACCCUGCACAGUGGGUCGCCUCGCCUCGGGGUUGCUGGGCGACCUCUGGCCCCAGGCCCAUGGGGCCACUGCCACUGCAGGGCCGGCCUUCCUCAGGGGCUCCUGUCUCCAGGCCCCUACGAGACAGGUCCAGUUGGCGCCCCAGCAGCUCUGUUCAAGCACUUUAUAAGGGAAGGAAAGACAUUUGGGCGUGUCACUGGCUCUUGAUCACACGGCCGCUGUUCCUCCCCCACAUCCAUGCUGUCACAGAGUUAGCACAGCUCCUUGAGAAGAGUCAUGUCAAGGUGAUAAGAGGACCAAACAUUAAAACGAUUUUCUCCAUCUUUGUUCUCAUA
Molecule: messenger RNA, 1505 nt
Organism: Suricata suricatta (meerkat)
Lineage: Eukaryota; Metazoa; Chordata; Mammalia; Carnivora; Herpestidae
Gene: P2RX4
Product: purinergic receptor P2X 4
Exons: 12
Coding region: 105-992 (295 amino acids)
Biological process (GO): response to ATP; monoatomic cation transmembrane transport
Cellular component (GO): plasma membrane; nuclear inner membrane
Molecular function (GO): ATP binding; extracellularly ATP-gated monoatomic cation channel activity; purinergic nucleotide receptor activity
Source: RefSeq, a predicted model, not a curated record